CGAUAAACUAAAGCUUCAGUGGUUGACUAGACUUCAUUUUUGUACGUCUAGAAGGUGCAGAAAGUAUUCGACGUUCAAAAUUUCGCUAUCUGAAGUCGCUGGAAAUUUUGGUAAUAUGUUUCGCUUGUUCGUGACUGUCGCGGCGCUCUUCGUGCUGAUCGACGCAGAACUCCAGAGAAUUCCACUGCACAAGACGGAAUCUAUUCGAAAAACUUUAACGAAAGCUGGCAUCAAUUUGAAAGAAAUUGGUUUGGACACAGUUAACCAUACUUCUACGGAAACAUUAACCAAUUAUUUGGAUGCUCAGUAUUAUGGUUUAAUUACCAUCGGGAAUCCGCCGCAGUCAUUUAGAAUACUGUUUGAUACUGGUUCUUCAAAUCUUUGGGUACCAUCGCAAUGCAGUAUUUUCAAUAUUGCUUGCCAAACGCAUAACAAGUAUAAUAGUAAAAAAUCCAGCACCUAUAUACCAAAUGGUAAGUCGUUUGCUAUUCAGUAUGGCACUGGCAGUCUAAUUGGAUUCUUAUCUACUGAUGAUGUUAACGUUGCCGGUCUCAAUGUUAAAAAGCAAACAUUUGCGGAAGCGAUUAGCCAACCAGGCUUAACGUUCGUUUAUGCAAAGUUUGACGGUAUCUUGGGCAUGGGUUACGGUUCGAUAUCCGUCGAUGGAGUGACAACUGUCUUCGAUAACAUGGUGCAACAAGGUCUAGUGCCACAACCUGUUUUCAGUUUCUAUCUUAAUCGAGACCCUUCAGCCGCGGUAGGUGGUGAAGUAAUAUUCGGUGGUGCCGAUUCCAAUCAUUACAAUGGUAAACUCCUUUACGUUCCUGUUUCCCGAAAAGGAUACUGGCAAUUUGCUAUGGAUAAAGUAACAAUCGGAAAUCAGACCGUGGCGUGUGAUGGUGGUUGCCAAGCUAUUGCUGACACAGGUACCUCGCUCAUAGUUGGACCAUCAGACGAUAUCGACGCUAUUAACGAACUAAUUGGAACUAAUUCUGAUGGAACCGUGGAUUGCGGUUCAAUUGAUGAGUUGCCUGUAAUUAAUAUUGUUUUGAAUGGUCACUCAUUUCCUCUUAAACCUAGGGAUUACAUUAUUCAAGAAUCUAGUGAUACUUGUAUAAGCGGUUUGUCGGGAGGUAGUGAUCUUUGGAUUCUGGGCGAUGUAUUUAUUGGUCCUUACUACACCGUAUUUGACGCAGGAAAUAAUCAAGUAGGAUUUGCUCCGUCGAAAUAAAUUGACUGCCUUGUUUUGGAGUCAUAUGGUUAGAUUUAAAUGACAACCUUGCCAGUAAUUAAGUAAAAUGAUUGUAUACCAUUUUGCUUAUUGUUUCCUAAUUUUCAAUUACAAUUAUCCAACAAGCGGUGUAUGUAUUAUAAAUAGAUAUGUGCGAUGGAUAUAUUCAAAAA
Messenger RNA from Nylanderia fulva, 1404 nucleotides. RefSeq names its product lysosomal aspartic protease-like. Lineage: Eukaryota; Metazoa; Arthropoda; Insecta; Hymenoptera; Formicidae. The record is from RefSeq and is a predicted model, not a curated record. Gene Ontology annotation, biological process: proteolysis. Gene Ontology annotation, molecular function: aspartic-type endopeptidase activity.